AUGCUUGUGAAUUGUCAUAUCAAAGAUAAUACAAUGUAUCACCGUCGCCACCACCAAGAAAAGAAUGUUCAUCCUUCCUCGAGGAUGUCCAUUCCAUCGGAAAGAUGCAUGUUCCUUCAAGGUGUGACUGCGACAGGAGAUUCUGGCCUUGUACUUUCAAGUGAUGCUAAGCCAAGACUGAAAUGGACUCUAGACCUCCACGAACGGUUCACCGAAGCAGUGAACCAAUUGGGAGGGGCAGAAAAAGCUACACCAAAGUCUGUUUUGAAACUUAUGGGCAUCCCGGGAUUGACCUUAUAUCACUUGAAGAGUCACCUUCAGAAGUACAGAUUGAGCAAGAACCUCCACCACCAAGCUAAUAGUGGGAGCAAUAAAGCUGCCAAAGCAGACAGACUACCUGAGGUAAAUGGACCUCACGUGCCCAAUCACAACAUUUCAAACCAAGCAACAAGAAACGUACAAUUGGAUGAAGCAAUACAGAUGCAAAUUGAAGUGCAACAAAGACUACAUGAACAGCUGGAGGUACAACGCCAUCUGCAGAUGCGUAUAGAGGCUCAAGGCAAAUACUUGCAAUCUGUACUAGAAAAAGCACAGGAAUCACUCGGAAGACAAAACGUUGGAACACUUGGUCUGGAGGCAGCCAAGGUCCAAUUAUCAGAGUUGGUCUCACAAGUAUCAAACCAGUGCCUGAACUCUACAUUUUCAAGAAUAAACGACCUCUCAGACCUGUGUCUGCAGCAGCAAGCACAAACCACACAGCCAAAAGAUUGUUCGGGUGACAGCUGCUUGACCUCAUGCGAAGGUACCAUAAGGGACCAUGAGCUGUACGACAACUCUUUGGGUUUAAAACCGAUGAAUUCUAGAGCACCUAUAGAGCAGAUGACUGACGAGAAAGAUACCGGUCUACAAAAGAUGGAGCAUAGAGGGCAUGAGAACCUGAAAUAUGGUGGUAAAUAUCUUUCAACGGGAAAUGACAAUGUGGACAACACAUUUGUUACAGAAAUGAAUCCCAGUAAUUUAUCGAUGAGCAUCGGCCUUCAAAAUGGUAAAUGGGAUGUUAAUGGGAACAAUCCAAAGGAAAGGAUCAAUGGAGCAGAAACAGAUACCAAAUGUUUAGGGAAGAACGCAAUGAAACCAGAUAGGCAGAAGUCUUCCUCAGAAUCAAAACUACCUUUCUUCCCAGCAAAAUUGGAUCUUAACAUGAACUGUGAAAAGGAUGUUGAUUCAAGCUACAAGCAGCUUGAUUUAAAUGGUUUUAGCUGGAAUUGAGAGACAAACAAUAUAAAAUCUACAUUGAAGAGGCAUCUGGCUCCAUUUUGUUAUGGGAAAUGAUCAUUUACCAGUUCAAAUAGAAGAAAACAGAAAACAUAAAACAGAUUCUCCUGAUUGUCUCGAACAAUGUCAUAUAUCGAGGUGUAUGUAAACAAUUUUUUCAGCAGUGAUUCCAAAUACAUCACCAUCAUACUCUGUUUCUCUAAUGAAAAUGAACUCUACUCUUUCUCUUUCAAACACCAAUAAAAUGCGCAAGGCUCAUGGAUCGAAAAUAAUUAUUUCAAAGAAUUUAGUGCUUCAACAAUAAAAAAGCGUAUCAUAAACAAAUACAAUCAGUAAUUGCUCAAAUUACCUCAAUUUACUGUGAUACCGGGAUACCGAUUAUUUACCGCGGCAGUGAUGGACUUCGAUUAGUGAAGAUCAUAAUAAUUCUAUGAAUGAAGAAAACAGAAAAAUGAAAUCACCCACUUUGGUUAUUUUUUUUCAUAAACUUCAAAAAUAGUCGAUUAUAUCACGGCUUUUUCUCGAAGUGGACGAAUAUAAAUAAGGAACAAAUUCUGUGUUUGGGAGACUUUUGUUUUUACUUCCGAGAAAUCAUAAGACGCAUUUGGAUUUCACAUAAUGCAUUUGUUACGAUCGCAAAAGGUAGAAGGAAAAGAAAAGCACUCAGCUAGGAAUAGCAAUUUAUAUGCCACGUCAGCUCAAAUAGAAAUGAGAGAGAAGGCACAUCUGAGGAGUAUAAAUACGGAGACCAUCUUCUUCAAUUGGAUUCAUGAAAAUCAUGUGUAAGCUUUGAAUGUAUCUUAUCAUUCUUCUGUCGUUGUGUCUUUCGCGACACAGCCUUUAAGGCAUCUCCAACGGUAUU
Molecule: messenger RNA, 2137 nt
Organism: Salvia splendens (bonfire salvia)
Lineage: Eukaryota; Viridiplantae; Streptophyta; Magnoliopsida; Lamiales; Lamiaceae
Product: myb-related protein 2
Exons: 6
Coding region: 1-1269 (422 amino acids)
Molecular function (GO): DNA-binding transcription factor activity; DNA binding
Source: RefSeq, a predicted model, not a curated record